Messenger RNA from Alexandromys fortis (reed vole), 1160 nucleotides. RefSeq names its product histone H2A type 1-E. Gene Ontology annotation, biological process: heterochromatin formation. The record is from RefSeq and is a predicted model, not a curated record. The transcript has a single exon. Gene Ontology annotation, molecular function: protein heterodimerization activity; structural constituent of chromatin; DNA binding. Gene Ontology annotation, cellular component: chromatin; nucleosome. NCBI's taxonomy places the organism in Eukaryota, Metazoa, Chordata, Mammalia, Rodentia, Cricetidae. The coding region runs from base 32 to 424 and encodes 130 amino acids.
CCCAGUUGCUAACAGCUGUUCUGUUUCCAAGAUGUCUGGACGCGGCAAACAGGGCGGCAAGGCUCGCGCCAAGGCCAAGACCCGCUCCUCCCGGGCCGGCCUGCAGUUCCCCGUGGGCCGCGUGCACCGCCUCCUCCGCAAGGGCAACUACGCCGAGCGGGUGGGCGCCGGUGCCCCGGUGUACCUGGCGGCCGUGCUGGAGUACCUGACGGCCGAGAUCCUGGAGCUGGCUGGCAACGCGGCCCGCGACAACAAGAAGACGCGCAUCAUCCCGCGCCACCUGCAGCUGGCCAUCCGCAACGACGAGGAGCUCAACAAGCUGCUGGGCCGCGUGACGAUCGCGCAGGGCGGCGUCCUGCCCAACAUCCAGGCGGUGCUGCUGCCCAAGAAGACCGAGAGCCACCACAAGGCCAAGGGGAAAUAACUUGACAACCAUCAGGACUUUCAGAAACUUCAGACCCAAAGGCUCUUUUCAGAGCCAUCUACAAUGUCUCUUAAAGCGCUGAACAUUUUGUUUUUAUACAGUGACACUUUUAUAUGCAAGUUCACUGGUGGUGUUUUACUUGUUGAUUUAUGUCCCCUGAACGGUGCUGCGAUAUUUGUGGACCUAUGGUUAAAAACCGUAAAGUGUAAGUCGGGCGGUGAUGCUGCACGCCUUUUCUCUCAGCACGCUACAGGCAGGGCCAGACGGAUCUCUUGUUCCAAAAGAAGCAAAACACAAAACUGAGGUCUAGUCCUGUUUUCCCUGUCGGCUUCCCAUCUGGAAUUUAGCGUUAUUAAUCCCACGAAUUAAUACUUUUUGUGUGUGUGUGUACUUGACAUCUAUUUCAACUAUGAGGGUUAAAGAAUAUAAGUUUUGACAAUCUCGUGGUAGCAACUCAGGUGGCCACUUUAAGUUGCCUUCCGAGACAGGGUUUCUGUGUUGUAUUCAUGUCUGUCCCUUAGUUCACCGUGGCCUCGAGCUAGACAUCCGCCUGCCCCUGCCUCCGGAGUGCUGGGAUAAAAGCAAACGGGGCUAAAAAAUCUUGGUUUGUUUGUUUUUCGAGAUCGCGGUUCUCUGUGUAGUCAGGGCUGACCAAGCUGGCCAGAUCCGCCUGCUCCUGCCUCCCGAGUGCUGGGAUUGAAGGCUUGCGGCACACCGCCUGGCGCCUCUGUAUAUU